AUGACGCCCCUCUCUCCAUCUCUCCAUGUCUCCACUCCAAAACACUCACCACUCGCCCCACGGUCUCGCCCCAUCAAACCCCACCCAGCCAUUGCCCUCCUCCAAAUUUCCCGAACCCACGGCGAGCUCUCCCAGAUCCACUCCCUCCUCAUCAAAACUGCUCUCAUCCGGGAGAAGCAUGCCUUCGGCCGCCUCCUUCUCUCCCUCGCCUCCCUCUCCCAUUCAGACGCCCUCGAACAUGCCCGGAAACUCUUCGAUGGCCCCGAUUGCCCGAAGAACACCUUUGUCUGCAACUCCAUGAUCAAGUCUUAUUCUCACUUCGGCGACCCAAAGUCGGCCCUUUUAGUCUUCUCCCAAAUGGUGCAUGAGGACUUGGUUCUGCCCGACGAGUUCACCUAUACUUUUGUUCUCAAUGCUUGCUCCAAGUCGCCACUCAUCUCCGAAGGCAAGCAAGUCCAUGCUCGGAUGGUCAAAACCUCGGCUUGGGUCAGCACUCAUUCGUGGAACUCCCUGAUGGAUUUCUAUAUGAAGACAGGGGAGGACAUAUGGAGAGUCCGUCGGAUUCUUUGCUCGAUGCAUGAGCCUGAUAUUGUCUCGUGGAACUGUUUCCUUGAUGGGUACGUAAAGUUGGGAGCUUUGGAUGAUGCGCGGAAGUUUUUCGAUGAGAUGCCACAGAGAGAUACAGUUUCUUGGACUACAUUGCUCGCGGGCUAUGUAAAUGCUGGGUUGCUUGAAGAAGCAUGCAAUUUGUUUGAUGAGAUGCCGGAACGUAACAUGGUCUCUUGGAGUACAAUGAUUAAUGGGUAUGCGAGGUCUGGUCGGUAUAGGGAGGCUUUAGCUCUGUUCAAAGAGAUGCAGGUCUCGGAUGUUAGAGUAGAUAAGAUCACACUGACGACACUGCUCUCUGCUUGCGCUGGAUUGGGUGCUUUCGAUCAAGGUCGGUGGAUUCAUGCUUAUAUUGACAAGCAUGGAGUUGAAGUGGAUACCCAUUUGUGCACCGCUUUGGUUGACAUGUAUGGAAAAUGUGGGAGGAUUGAUUUAGCUAAUGAAGUAUUCAGGGGGUUUCUUGAUAAGAAGGUGUUCUUGUGGAAUGCUAUGUUAGGAGGGCUUGCGAUGCAUUCCCGAGGAAAGGAAGCACUUGAGCUAUUCACCGAGAUGUUGGAUAGUGGAAUAAAGCCCAAUGAGAUCACCUUCAUUGGUGUAUUGUCAGCAUGCAGCCAUUCAGGCCUUGUCAAUGAUGGAUUGCAGAUUUUUAACAGUAUUGAUAAAGAUCAUGACAUUGUGCCCACUAUUGAGCAUUACGGGUGUUUGGUGGAUCUUCUUGGCCGUGCAGGGUUGUUAGAUGAUGCAAAAAGGGUCGUUGAGACAAUGCCCAUGGCGGCCAAUGGCAGUGCUUGGAAAGCUCUUCUAGGAGCAUGCAGGCUCUACGGUGAUGUUGAAUUGGGAGAGCAGGUGGGAAAAAUUCUACUAGAGUUGGAGCCAAUGGAUGAUGGCAAUUAUGUGCUUCUAUCGAAUAUUUAUGCCAUUCAGAAUAGGUGGGAGGAUGUUGGUAGGUUGCGGAGGAUGAUGAGGGGAAAGGGAGUGAGCAAAACUCCAGGGUGCAGUUCGAUAGAAGUAAAUGGUGUGCUUCACAUGUUCAUAGCUGGGGAUUGGUCUCACCCACAAAGUCAGGAGAUAUAUAUCCUACUGGAUGAACUAGCCAAGCAGUUCUCUACAAAUUGGAAGCAGUCACAACUUAGAUGA
Messenger RNA from Phoenix dactylifera (date palm), 1743 nucleotides. The record is from RefSeq and is a predicted model, not a curated record. Lineage: Eukaryota; Viridiplantae; Streptophyta; Magnoliopsida; Arecales; Arecaceae.